CCGCGCCUGCCGCUCCAGCCUGGCCGGUGAAGCCCUUCCCCGACGCCCAGGAUCAUUCUCCCCCACCACCAGCAGCAUGGAGAGCGUGCGUGAGCUCCAAAAUCCACUCUUGGCCAAGGCCAACGGACACCUUCGCAGCAGCUAUUCUUACCACCAGCAUCACAGCCAGGACUACCCCAGUCAUCACUGCCAAGGGAAACUGUAUUCCUACAUCUUCCAAAACACAGGCGGUGCCAGGACUCACCAGCUGCUGGAUGCCAGUUCCCUGCAGCUGGCCGUGGAAGCCUUGUAUGGCCCAAAUUUCAUCCUCGUGAAGGAUGAGACUGCUCUCAAGGCCAAGGACAGCAAGAUGGAAAACUGUGAGACCACUUUUACGGAAAGCAAAGAGGCUCCAUCUGAAGGUCUGGAUGGGCAUGAGGCACAAGGGUCCUGCCUGGUAGAGAGUGACAUCCGCAUCCAAACUGUGUCCUAUGAGGUGGAGGAAGAGGAGCUCCAGGAGUAUGAGAGCGACUCCUCCAGCGACAGUGAAAGUGAGGAUCAUUUCCUGAUGCUUCCCCCCCGGGACCACCUGGGCUUGGCCCUUUUCUCCAUGCUGUGCUGCUUCUGGCCCCUGGGGAUUGCUGCCUUCUACUUCUCCCAAGGGACUAGCAAGGCUGUCUCCAAAGGAGAUUUCCACUUGGCCAGUUCAGCUUCCCGACGAGCCCUCUUCCUCGCCGCGCUCUCCAUAACCAUCGGCACCGGCGUGUACAUCGGGGUGGUGGUGGCGCUGAUCGCUUACCUCUCCAAGGGCGGUCACGUAUAGUGCCACCUCAGCGCCGUCCCCGCUGCCAGCCCUCCUGGCAUCCAGCUCUCCUGCACAGCACAGGGUGCCAGUGCCUGCAAGGGCUGCUUGCACAGCAGGACCCCAGUGAGGAUGCCCUGUGCAGGCUCUUUCCCCUUUCAGACAAAGAGUAGACCCCUGUUCUCCCCAAGGCCGUGGGGAGCCUCUAUCCAACUGCAGGGAAUUGUGCACCAGCCUGGCUGCUGGGACCAGGAGGAGCACAUUUGCCUGGUGAAAGAUGUGCAGGAGAGACGCUGCGUGCUGCUCCUGGGCUAGUGCCACCACCCCUGCUCCAGGGCCACAGCUUCCCCCUUCCAUCCCUGCAGCCAGGAGAUCCAACGCUGGUGCCCAAGCAUGGCCCAUGAAGGAGGCACACAAAGAAGAAAGGGAAUGUGGUGCUGAGUAAUGACCAGUCUUUCAGUCUUUCUUCUGGGAAGCUGGGGUCCUGGUGGGAUCUCUAGACUCCCAUGAUAGGAACAACAUUCUCAUUUCGGUGCCAUGGGGUGGUACCUGGCCCCUCAGCUGCAGCAAAGGAGGAGGACACAACAUGGACACGACCAAAGGGCAUGCUCUCCACAUUCCUCUGCAGAGAGACCCCUGAUCCAGGGGACAUCCCAGGCACUGGCCUGUCCCAGGCAAAGAACAGUGAGGAAGGCAGGCUGGUGGUUGUGCACCAUCUCUCCCAUCAUUGGAGCAAGCUGGCGAAGACAGCAAGGUUUUCUCCAUGUUAAUAAUGACUGUAAUGACGAUUGCAAUUUGGAGCCCCCAUAAUGUUGAUGUCCCAAACUGCUGGGCCCUGAAAAGGCUUGUAAUGGCAAUUUUUACCCAAGAAGUGACCUGGGAGGUGUGGGGGCCUGAAGCACUCUACUCUUGGCACUAGGUCAGGGCCUGGUACACAAAGAGGGAUGGAAAAAAAAAGGCCGAUGUGACAUGCAGAGCCUGAGGUGAGAGUUUGCAAGGGGACUUGAUCCAUAGAGCAGGAAGCCUUAAGGGAGCCUGAGACACAGGGGUGAUCCAAAUACACUUCUUCCCAUGCUUCACAGAGGGGUAUCUUCAUUCAUCCAAAGACUCUGCUGACAAGGAAAUCCCAUGCAUCCCCACUUACAUCUUACUUUGGGUAAUUUGUAUGAUGUCAGAGACAUUGAGUGCUUGAGCGGUGGGUGUGAAGGCAAUGACUGCCCCAAAAGGCUGAUGUCGAAAGGCUCUGCCUCAUCCUCCUCCGCAGCACCCACCUUGGCCCUCCCUUGCCCUGGCCGUGGCUCCCCUGCUGCCUUCUUCCCCCAUGUGCAGGGGGCUGCAGGCAGACUCUGGUCACCCCUCACCCCCUUCCUGGGGUUUCUGGCAGGCUGCAGCCAGCUCUGCAAGAGGCACAGCAUGUUCCUCCAGCUGGGUGCCAUUCAAAUGUACAUUUCAUUCUAAAGAAGCAUGUUAAUGUCUGCGAUUGCUGUUGUACUUGAGCCAUAAAAGAGAGAAGCACAUCAGAGACCUGUUCAGAAGCUGGUCUGAAAGUUCCCAUUACGUUUUAUAACAUGGAAGAGCUAAUAAAAAAAAGCAGGAAAAAGACUCUGUUCAUAAGGACACGGAGCUGGCUUGCAAGGAGGUGAGCUUUGCAGGAGUGCUGAGCUGACUUAAACCUAGAGGUGUUUCUGCAGCUCCCAAAGGAAGCUGUAAUCCAGCUGGUGUCUGGGCAACUCAUAGGGAGAUGUACUGCAAUGUAGGUCACUGUGAGCAGCUAGGACUGGGAGCGGGGUGGUGAUGUAGGCUUUUUGCCAUAUGUGGAUGGACAAGAAUUAAGGAGAGAGAGAGGGACUGGAGCAUUGUGUACUUUUAUGCUGUUCUGUGUAGUAGAAGCAUAAAAUAAAAUGUGUUCAAAGAAGGACAAAAUAUGAACAUCAGGAGGGAAUAAGCAGGUCUUGCUUCUGAUGGUGGACAGAGAGAGAGAUGGAAUUUGCAGGGAUCGACUAGGGUGUCCAGAAGAGAUGAGGUAGCAUAGAGAGGAGAGACGAGGGGCAUCUCACCCAAUGGCUGAGAAGUGGUUUCCAUUCCCCUCUCCUGCAUGUGCUCAGCCUUCCUGGGCAGCCAUCCCUCCAAAUAACCAAGCAGGACAGCAGCACUAUUUCAGGAGAGGGUAUGUCCAUGGGUGCCCAUGCAGCAGACCCACCACCCCCAGCUCAGUGCUGUCCUAGCUGAAGCCCUCCCCACUUCUGCCCCUCAAGCACCCCCAGAUGGGGGGCAGCUGGCUGCCAGGGGGCAGGGGUGGGGGGCUCUCUGACAAUUCUGGUCCAGAAAAAGCUGUUGGGGCUGCUGUACCAGAAUUAACAACCUGAAACUGCAUUUGCUGUGAAGUUGUAGUUCUGCCAGUGGGUUUCCUCCAGGGCCUGCCCCUGUGGAGGUCCAGCAGCCCACAGCCCACUCCUCCUGGGCACCUCAUCCUCCUGCACCCCAACCCAUCUCUUUGCCUUUUUUUAAUUGGAAAUGCAUAGGGAAGGACUGGGCUAAAGGGCCAACAUAAUUAAAGUGUUUUCUGCUAAUA
Messenger RNA from Apus apus (common swift), 3353 nucleotides. It is a transcript of the gene SYNDIG1L, whose product is annotated as synapse differentiation inducing 1 like. The record is from RefSeq and is a predicted model, not a curated record. Lineage: Eukaryota; Metazoa; Chordata; Aves; Apodiformes; Apodidae. Bases 77 to 802 code for a protein of 241 amino acids. Gene Ontology annotation, cellular component: intracellular membrane-bounded organelle; membrane. The transcript is spliced from 4 exons.